Molecule: messenger RNA, 801 nt
Organism: Wyeomyia smithii (pitcher-plant mosquito)
Lineage: Eukaryota; Metazoa; Arthropoda; Insecta; Diptera; Culicidae
Exons: 2
Coding region: 1-801 (266 amino acids)
Source: RefSeq, a predicted model, not a curated record
AUGGAAAAUAAAUCUGAUACGGAGAUGGACGAGGUGAGCACGACCCGGCUUCCUGACAAAAGACGACAACAGUUGACAACAAACACACGAACGAUUGCAAACGUAGAUCUCAAUGCAUACGCUGAGCAGCAGACUGCCGAUUUUUCCAGUACCACAACGAACAGCAAAGAUGAAAUAUUUGUUCUUAAUAAUGAAGGGAUGGGAACAGGUCUAAGCUUAGAGCCGAUCGUGUUGUCCGAGUCUGCAGACAGCAUUACACAGAAUCCUGCUCAAGUCGUAUACCUGCAGCCUGAAAUGGUGCACGACAAUACAACGGAUAGUGCUGUUGCAACUGCUGUGCUGCAAAAUCUUAAUCUGAUUUUGGCAAACCAGUCGAAGAUCAUGCAAGUUAUGACGAAACUUAUGACUGCAGUAGAAUACAUGUCUGUAGCUUUGAGUGAAGGUGUAGCUCACCAAGUACCAUUUGUUUCUACCACUGGUUUGGAGGAUACAGUAGAUCCAAUACGUUCUCUUGAGGAACUAAACUUGCUCGAAGAGAGCCUGAAAGAUGAUCGUGUUAUGCAAAAAUAUAUAAGAAAUAUGAGCUUUAUAUGCGGCACUAGUGGAAAAGCAAACGGAAUGGACAGUUGUUAUAAACUGGUCGAUUUUUUCCUUCCAUUUCUACUGCAAUGUUCCUGGACCGGAAUUUCGAGACCAACAGGAAUGAAUCAGUCCGGAGUAAACGAACCUGGCAAGGUAACUGAAACGAGUAAAAUCGCUUUAAAGUUUUUCAAGAGAUUUCGUGCGCUGUUUCUUAAGUAA